Molecule: messenger RNA, 3108 nt
Organism: Kogia breviceps (pygmy sperm whale)
Lineage: Eukaryota; Metazoa; Chordata; Mammalia; Artiodactyla; Physeteridae
Gene: FAM186B
Product: family with sequence similarity 186 member B
Source: RefSeq, a predicted model, not a curated record
AUGGAGAAAGACGAACCCCCUCUGUUGGUGACCCCUGUGUCGGUGAAAGCCAUCAUCUCAAGAAUUGACGCUGCCCAACUAACUCGGGCUCAGGAGGAUAUUUCUUCCCAGCUCUCAGACAUCUUGGACAAUGUCAACUGUGUCAUCAACCGCUUCCAGGAAGAAUUAAGAUAUGAUUUCCAAAAAAAGGCAAAAUCUCACCAGACAGAGAAAAAGGGCAAGAACAGAUUCAUCUUGCUGGAGAAAAUUACCUCAUUCUCCAAUGAUGCUAAGACUAAAAAGAAGCACUUGUAUGAAAUUCUCCACUGGCUAGGUGACUGGGGUGACAGUCUGACCUAUGAGAUCAUGAACAGGAAGAGUGAGGAGGAAGAGGAAGCUCUGGAUGAAUGGAUCGAGGUGAUGGAGAAGGCGUUACCUCUCUCCCUCAUCACCACCAAAGGAGGCAUCGAGUCUCUUAUUUCCCUCUGCUCCACUCUCAUUGAAGGACAAAGGAAAGGGGCACAAAUGUCCAAAUGCACCUUCUGGAAGGGCUGGCGGGAACAAAGCACACAAAAAGUGAUUGCCUUCCCUCAGCCACUGAGCCCAGAGCAGAUGCUCCAGGACAAGCACGCUACCUGCAUAAGGGUCUCCGAGGUGAAGUCCAUGCUGCAGGAACUCCUGGACUCCACGAUGUUCAACCAGGGGGAGGUUCGGGCCAUCAGGUACAUGUCUGCUGUGGUCGAGAACCUCAAAAAGGCCUUGAUGCUCCAGCACAAGGAGAGCAGAAGCCUGGAGGCCAAAUACAGGCACCUGAAAAUAGAGAUGACCAAAGAACUCAGCAGCCAGAGGCUGUACUUCCAGAAGUCCUUCCAAGUCCUCAAGAGUAAGAGAGAUGCCCUACUAAAGCAGGUAGAAAUUCUAGGGGGAAAGUACCAUGACCUCCUCCUGAUGAAGCAUGCCUUAGAGUUCCAGCUGAAGAAGGCUCAGUCUGCUAGAGGUCAAGCAGAAUACUCAGCCAAGAUCUUGGUUGACUCCCCAGCCCCGGCCAAGAAAGAGUUCCUCCCAAAGAAAGAAACAGUCAUAGAGGAAACCCAACAGGAACCUAAGAAGGAGGAGCAGUUUUCACCACUCUCCCCAAGUCCCCUGGCCAUGGCCUGGGAUAGUAGUGCUAGGCCUUUCACACGUCAACCACUUUCCACCAUGACCAUGCGUUCAAGGAUUGCAGAUGUGUACAGCAGCAAGGACACUGAAAAUCUUCAGCCUGUGUUGCCAUCCUCCAUGGAUCACAAGUUUCCUAAGAAAUGGGAAAGACAGUCAGCAGAAAGCCCAGGCCACAAAGUCAAAGACCAGAAGGACUUCUUCCAGGAAGUGACCCAGGAGAAGGAAGGACUCCAGAUGAAGUCCCAUUUUCAGAAGCAGCUGUCCCCAGAGAGCUCUAGGAAGGUGGCCUUGGAGAGCAAGGCAGAGCACUGGGAAGAGGACCUCAGCUGGGAGAGGCGAAGGCAGCAGUGGCUGGAGGGGGAGGAGAUGUGGCUGCAGUGGCAAGAGAAGUGGGCCCUGCUGGAGCGGGAGCACCGGGAGAAGCGGCAGCGGUGGGAGCAGGGGGAGGCAGCAGAGAUUGGACCAGGAGCAAGGGGGCCCAUGAGGGGGCCAGAGCAGACAGGAGAGGACGUGGAGAGAACGGGCUUCAUGCCCACCAGUCGAUGGAGGGACUUGGAGGAGGCAUCACUGGCACCUCCCCCAAGCCGGGCCCAAUCUGCUCAUCAAGGCAGGAGGCCACUCUUGCCCAGGUCCCCUAAGACCCAGCAGCCUGCCCCCAGAAACCAGAGGACCAUGAGUUCAGCCACGUUUACUCAGAAACCACGGGCCUGCUGUGUUCCCACAGCCCGCUGUGUUCCCACGAAGCCCAAGAAGACGGCCUCCCUUCCUGUCACGGGGACAUCCCUCCGAAAGGUGACCCAGCCCCCUUUGCAUAUAUCCCCAGUAACUCUGAAGGGGAAGGUAUACCACGUGGACGUGGAGGCCCAGAGGAAGAACCUGCAGCUCCUGACUGAGGAGGAUCAGCUGGGGCUGCCCCACUACCUGUGCAACAAGGUGCGGGAGCUCACCACCACCGCCAUGGAGCUGAACACGCUUAAGCUGUGGUGCCUGUGCCAUAAGUACAUCCUCUACAGACAUUUCCAGAGCCUCCGACAAGAAGUGAUCAACCAUGUACAAGUUGUGCGAGAAGCUGGGGCUGCCUACAAGGCCCAGAACCUCUACCUCUUCCUGGAAAACGUUGACCGCCUGCAGAACCUCCAGCUGCAGGCCUGGACAGACAAGCAGGACCUGGAGGAAAAGCGCCGAGAGCGCCUGAGCAGCAUGGUGACCAUGUUCCCCAAGGUCCAGCAGGAGUGGAACAUUAACCUGAACACCCCUGUGGUCACCUCCCCAAAGUCAAGGAAAAGCAAGCCUCCCCCAUCCUUACUGUGGCACAUCCAUUCCAGCAGCCCCUCCUGCAAGCGACACCUGGAGCUCUUUAUGACCAAGCACCAGCAAUGUGUGCCCCUGCGGAUGGCCCACCGACAGGGGAACCAGCUGGAGGCCAUCUGGAAGACUGAUGUGGCCUCAUCCAGUCACCCAGUAGAAAAGAAGACCCCCACCAGCCUGUCCUGGGACCAGCUAGGGGGGUACUCAGAUACUCCCCGGCUGUUGGCAUUGGAUGUGCAUUCCUCCUACCACAAAAUCUUGAUGUCCCUCGAGGCCCAUGCCUCAGUGACCCAAAGAAAGGAAGGCCAGGAACACCCAGAGGAGUCAGCUGAGCUUGUUUGUAAAAAGUCAAACGAGUCCUUCCCCGGAACCCUAAAAAACCAGAAGGAUGGAGACAAUCCCAGUCUUCGCUCCAUGCCUUAGCCAGUGAUUCUCAAAUUUGUUCCAAAUGCAGAUUCCCAGCUGGUGUUUUUAAACAAACACUCUGGGUACUGCUAAGUAAUCCUAGAACUUUGAGAAACACUACUUUCCUCCUUCAGUCCCCAAACUGUACAUUUUAAAUAAAAUAGAGAUGUGUUUAUUUUUAAAAUUUUCUGCCUCACUGCUAAAACCCACACCUCCUCAACUCACUCAUUUUUGGAACCAGGUGCAUGACCACCU